Ruditapes philippinarum (Manila clam) is the source of this 3880-nucleotide messenger RNA. RefSeq names its product multiple epidermal growth factor-like domains protein 6. Gene Ontology annotation, cellular component: signaling receptor complex. The record is from RefSeq and is a predicted model, not a curated record. Gene Ontology annotation, biological process: cell surface receptor protein tyrosine kinase signaling pathway; protein phosphorylation; multicellular organism development. The transcript has 16 exons. The coding region runs from base 97 to 3438 and encodes 1113 amino acids. Gene Ontology annotation, molecular function: ATP binding; transmembrane receptor protein tyrosine kinase activity. Lineage: Eukaryota; Metazoa; Mollusca; Bivalvia; Venerida; Veneridae.
CGAACGUAAUUAUUACACGCGUCACCGUCAACUUCCGUCAAAAUGUCAAUUUGGGAAUUUUUUAAUUUUACGUAAAUGAACUCUAAUUAAAGCUACAUGAGAAUGUUAACAUCUUUAGUUAGAACAAAAUUUCUUUUGAAAUGUAUUGUAAUUCUUUUAGUUAUUGGACUGGUACAAUGUGAAGGAAGCUGCAGAAAUUGUCUAUAUGGUGAGGAAUACUGUGAUCCUAACACCAAGGUGUGUACAUUUGGAUGUAAACCAGGUUGGAGGAAUGACAGAUGUGAUCAGAGAUGUAUAGUAGAUGAUUGUAGGGAAUGCACUGUACCAGCUUCUACAAUAGAAGAAUGUACAAGUUGUGAUGCUGGUUUUUAUGGACCUUUAUGUAAUCUACAUUGUGGAGACAAAUGUAAUGGAGUGAAGGGUUUUGACACAUGUGACCAUGGUGGUAAUUGUUUGUUUGGUUGUAAGCCACCAUAUAGUGGAGCCAAAUGCCAGGAUCAAGAUUGUCCGUUUAAGAACUGUAAGAGAUGUGAUGUAAGUUCUCAUGGCAAUACAUACUGCUGGCAGUGUGACUCAGGCUAUCACUGGGAUGAAAACAGGGAACAAUGUGUGAGAUGUAGUGAGUACUGUAAAAAUGGUCCUCGAGAUUGUGACUCGUACACGGGAACUUGUCCAGAGUGUAAGAAUGGCUGGUUUGGUAGCAAGUGUUUGUACCAGUGUAACAUAGCAAACUGUACAACAUGUGCACACAAAAAAGAUCAAGUUAUCUGUAAGAGCUGUAAUAACGGAAUGUACCCAGAGGCGGACGGGUUUUCAUGUAAACCAUGUGAUGAUCGUCAUUGUAUAGGUGAAUGUAGCAGAAAUACUGGGGAAUGUUUUAAUGGUUGUCAGAAGGGAUGGUUUGGUAAGGAUUAUCUCUGUGACAGAUAUUGUACAAUAUCUAACUGUGAAAUAUGUUCCCUAAGUUAUCACAGGAACGUUGUCUGUUCUAAAUGUAACAAAGAUUAUUAUGUGGAAAAUAAGAUGUGUGCUAAAUGUCCGGCAACAUGUCGUAACAGUUGUGAGGAUCAUAGUUCUGACUGUGUUGGUGGCUGUUUAGAUGGUUACUAUGGAGACCAGUGUGAGAUGAGGUGUAAUCCCCACUGCCUCAAUAAUACCUGUGUAGCCAGUACCGGGCACUGUGACUGUGAAGAAGGGUGGUAUGGUUAUCGUUGUGACAGAGAUUGUCCUAUACACUGCAUAGAUUGUCCCAAUUUUACAGACGGAAUAUGUGCAAGUUGUGAGCCAGGUAGGUUUGGACCUACAUGUGAAAGCCGCUGUAGCAGAAACUGUCGACCUAGAAGCUACGGAGGCUAUAUAUACUGUGAUAAAGACACAGGGGCAUGUGAACAGGGCUGUAUAAAUGGAGCAUACGGUGAUAAUUGUAACAGUUCUUGUAAUUCUAAUUGUGAAUCUAAUGUCUGUGAUAGAGUUACAGGUAAUUGUCUGUCUGGAUGUACACAGAACUAUUUUGGUCCGAUGUGUCAAUAUCCAUGUCCAGAAAAUUGCCGUCAUGUUGUACAGGGAUAUAAAAGAACAUGUGACGCAAUUAGAGGAGAAUGUCUUGAUGGUUGCGGCAAGGGGAAAUACGGGGUGUUUUGUAACUUGACAUGUAGUGAUAGAUGUAAAGAAGACAUGUGCGAGCAGUCUAGCGGAGAUUGUUCUCUCGGUUGUAAGAUUGGAUAUGCUGGGGAAGAUUGUGACAUCAUUUGUGCAAAUAAUUGUCCCAAUGAUUGCAGUCCAAACUGUAAAGAUGGAGUGUGUGAUAAAAUCACCAAGUCUUGUAUAUCUGGUUGUAAUACUGGCUGGUAUGGGACAACAUGUAUGAAUAUUUGUAGUGAUAAAUGUGUCGGUCGUAUAUGUGAACAGAUUAAUGGAAACUGUGUGGGUAAAUGUAUAGAUGGUUUCUAUGGAGCAAGUUGUAAUCUUCACUGUAGUGAGAACUGUUUUGAUGCUGCAUGUAACAAAACUACAGGAUUUUGUAUAAAGGGUUGUAAGACACCAUAUCAUGGUAAGAAGUGUGAUGAGUCAUGUCCGACACUGUGUAUGAAUGGUACAUGUAAUCAGAUCACUGGUACAUGUAUCUCCUGUGGCAUCGGUAAACAUGGUGACAUGUGUGAUGAGAAUUGUGAGCCGGGUAGUUAUGGUGAGAAUUGUGAGUUAAAGUGUGGUCAUUGUAGAGAUAAUGUACCAUGUAAUAUAUAUACUGGUGAUUGUCUACCUGGCUCUGGCUGUAUGGUCGGAUAUACUGGCGAAAAAUGUAUGAAAGCACUAUACAGUAAAGAAGAGACUGUAGGACAGACAGUUAACAUGGAUCUUGUUAUAGGUUGUUGUGUUGCCGCUGUUAUAUGUAUUAUCAUAUUAUCUAUUGUUGUUGUUGUCUGGUUGAAAUCACGUAAAUUAAAAACCAAGACAAAAUGUGAUGAGCCAGUUGUGGUGUACAGAGAUGCCAAUGUUUCUAUUGAGCGUACAGCGCCAUCAGGUGAUAGAGGAAGUAAUCAGAGUACACAUAGUGACAUGAUGUUGCUAGGCGACACAAGUUCAAGGUUACAGAUCAACCUUCAACAAGAAAUCAACAAAACUAACAUAUAUACAUUAUAUAAAGGACAGAUAAAUACUGGAGCUAGAAAACAUUAUUGUUGUGUAAAACUUGUCAAGUUAAAAGAUAUAGAAGAAGAUAAAAGCAGUUUAAGCAAGUUGAUGAGGGAAUCAGAGUUACACACCUUGUGCUGUUCACAUGUCAAUGUUGUUAACCUGAUUACAUCAUAUCAAAACACAGAUGUUUAUUGUGUUGCCUUUGACAACAGUAUUGAGACUGGUUUAACGCAAUAUCUACAGAACUUACAAUCUGAUGGUGAAAGUUUAGAACCAGACAACAUAUGUAGACUGCUUCAGUUUACUAUAGAUAUAUGUUCAGCACUGUGUCAUAUACAGACAAUGAAGAUCAUUCACAGAAUGGUACAGUUAAAACAUAUUUAUGUAUCUGAUACAUUAGUUGCCAAGCUGGGAGAUUUUUACUGGGCAAAUAAUGCCUCCGAGACAGAUCUGAUGAUUGAGUUACCAGAGGAGAGUUACCCAUGGUGGUCACCGGAAGUUUUAUUACGUCAACAUUUCACCUACCAAUCUGAUGUUUGGAGUUUUGGUGUGACAUUCUGGGAGAUUUUCUCUCUUGGUAAACAACCAUUCCAAGAUGUUGAUAAGGAAGAAUAUAAAACGAUGAUACUAGAUGGAAUACGACCUUCUAAACCUCAAAUAGUCCAUUUAACCAAGUAUCGUGUAAUGAAAAGUUGUUGGAGGUACACACCUGAAGACAGACCUACAGCUGAACAAAUUCUCCAACAGCUUAUUGAUAUACAGAGCCGGUUUUCAGAUGUAGAGAGAGUGGUAGUUCAUGUGUAGAUAUUGUGACUGUCAUGACAGUGUAGAUGUGGUGCUGAUGAAGAUAUAGAUCUUAUAUACAGGUUGAGAUACUCUAGUUGGGGAGGAUAUAUCAUUGUUAUACCUAGAACAUCGAGGAAUUCCAACUUGCCGUAUAAUCUUAAUGCAUAAUCAGAUGUUUGUCAUGUUUUGUUAUCUCAAUUUGUCAUGAUUUAUUCUGUAAAGAUUACUCAUUACAUUAUCACAUAUUUAUACAUAAUGUAAGCAGGAAGACAUACAAAUAGAAAAACUUAUAACAUAUCAUUGACAAUGAAUGCAAAAAAGCUCUGAGAGCUUAUUAUUCAAUUCCAGAUUUAGUUUUUAUAUGUUGCAUUUUAAGCAUACAAUUAAUAAUUAAUUAUGCCAUUUAAUUGCUCAGAUUAACUUGAUUCCAUAUUUAUUUUAAGUGUUAAAAUGUUUUUUC